UGCUUUCCAGCGAACUUUAUGUAGAACAACAGGAGAGUUCUGAACUGUCCAGAGGGGAUAUAUUGGCCUAUUUUUUUCGGACACGGAGAUGUAAAGAGAAACGGAUGACACGGUAUUGAGACGUGUAGCUUUAGCGCAAAAUAAGGACUUAUAUUGAAUAUGUGGCGUUAGUUAGCUAGCUAACUUAGUUUCUACUUAACCUAGCUAACAUUAGCAGCAAGUCUAGGACAGUUACCCUGUAUUUUGUCAGCAUAUGCUACAUGUAUUUGUUAGUUUUUCUUCUGUAUCUGGCGUGACAUCACAAAAAAGUAUGCGUCACGUCUUUGAGACAUUCAUAAACCAAGAAAAUGUCAAUGAAAGCCUCCUGUAAACUUUGAUGGAACUUGCCUUUAAGCAUCUAUCGUGAACGAGCUAUCGUAAAGGCGGACAGCCACAUGCACAGCUGUUUUUAUCUUUUGCCAUGCCAAAUCACUCAUCUGCUGACUACGCCGCGGAGUAUAAGACAUAAUGCCUUGACGGUGCACUCAUUUUGUAGGAAUUAACGACACUGUAUAAUUGAAUAGUUACUAUAUCAGCUAUUCGCGAUGGCAAGUGCCUUAGCAGCGAAAAUGGGAUUUAACUCACUGAUGAGAAAACAAGCCAGGAACUUCAACGUCAGGAUCUGCACAAUGGAGUCAGACAUGGAGUUCAGCUGCGAGGUCAAGUGGAAAGGAAAAGACCUUUUUGACUUGGUGUGCCGAACUUUGGGGCUGAGGGAGACGUGGUUUUUUGGGCUCCAGUACAGCAUCAAGGACACAGUUGCUUGGCUGAAGAUGGAAAAGAGGGUUCUGGAUCAGGAGGUACCAAAGGAGGAACCAAUCACCCUUCACUUCCUGGCCAAGUUUUACCCUGAAAACGCAGAGGAGGAGCUAGUACAAGAUAUCACACAGCAUCUCUUCUUCCUACAGGUGAAGAAGAAGAUCCUCGAGGAGGAGAUUCACUGUCCACCCGAGGCCUCUGUGCUGCUGGCCUCCUACGCCGUCCACGCCAAGUAUGGAGAUUACGACCCCAACGUCCACAAGCCCGGCUUCCUGGCUGAGGAGGAACUGCUGCCAAAGAGGGUGAUUAACUUGUACCAAAUGACUGCAGAAAUGUGGGAGGAGAGGAUCACAGCGUGUUAUGCAGAGCACAGGGGCAGGACGAGGGAUGAAGCCGAGAUGGAGUAUUUAAAAAUAGCUCAGGACCUGGACAUGUAUGGCGUCAAUUACUUUUUAAUCAGGAAUAAAAAGGGAACGGAUCUACUGCUGGGAGUGGACGCCCUGGGUCUGCACAUCUACGAGCCGGACAACAGGCUGACACCCAAGUGCUCCUUCCCUUGGAAUGAGAUCCGCAACAUCUCCUACAGCGACAAGGAGUUUACCAUCAAACCUCUGGACAAGAAAACAAAUGUUUUUAAGUUCAACUCUUCACGGCUAAGAGUCAACAAGUUGAUCCUCCAGCUCUGUAUAGGGAACCAUGACCUGUUUAUGCGCCGGCGACGGGUGGACUCGCUUGAAGUGCAGCAAAUGAAGGCUCAGGCAAGAGAGGAGAGGGCCAGGAAACAGGUAGAGAGGCAACGUCUGCAGAGGGAGAAGCAGCUGAGGGAGGAGGCGGAGAGAGCCAGGGAUGAGCUGGAAAGGAGGCUGAUUCAGCUGCAGGAUGAGGCUCACAUGGCCAACGAAGCACUGCUGCGUUCGGAGCAGACGGCAGACCUGCUGGCUGAAAAGGCCCAGAUCGCAGAGGAGGAGGCCAAGCUGCUGGCCCAGAAAGCUGCCGAGGCUGAGACCGAGAUGCAGCGCAUCAAAGUGACUGCCAUCCGUGGCCAGGAGGAGCGGCGGCUCAUGGAGCAGAAGAUGCUGGAGGCAGAGAUGCUGGCCCUCAAGAUGGCCGAGGAAUCAGAGAGGAGGGCCAAGGAGGCUGAGCAGCUGAAACAGGACCUGCAGGAAGCCAAGGAGUCAGAGCGCAGGGCAAAGCACAAGCUGCUGGAGAUAACCAGCAGGGCUGUGUAUACGUCCCCUGGACUGCCGGCUGACAGCAUGCCUCCCGACCUGAGCUUCAGCAGGGAAAACCUCAGCUUUGACUUUAAAGAUACCGACAUGAAACGCCUCUCCAUGGAGAUCGAGAAGGAGAAGGUCGAGUACAUGGAGAAGAGCAAGCACCUGCAGGAGCAGCUCAAUGAGCUGAAGACGGAGAUUGAAAGCCUGAAGCUGAAAGAGAGGGAGACUCCACUGGACAUCAUUCACAACCAGAAUGCCGAGCAGGGGACCAGCAAGCACAGCAACUUUAAAAAGCUGACACUACAGAGCACCAAGUCCAGGGUGGCCUUCUUUGAGGAACUCUAAACUACAUACUUGUAAAGGUGGGGCUGCACAACUGCCAAAAACCUCAUGAUUCCACAUUCCUGGUCAGUUUUAAAUGAUUGGCCACACUACAAAGCCUUAUGCUCCACUUCCUGGGAAACCACCACGAAACACUACGGACAAAAAAAAAAAAAAAAGACCACUGCCUUGAUCUGCACCAGGGGCCUCAUGUGUACGCACAAACACGGAUGCAUGCAUAAUAUUCCUGCACUAAAUCUGGGAUUCGUAAAAAAGAAAAAAAAAUGUGUGUGUGUGUUUACAGUAAGAGUGUGUAUACAGCACACUCGCCUUGAAUAUUUUGAAGUGAACUUGGGUGUGGGGUUUUUAUUAAUGUCAAAGAACAAAGGUAGACAAUGCAAAAAGGAAAAAAAUCUGGUCUUCGACUGGUCUGGUUACACGAUGGCUCUAAUGAGUCAGUAUUUGUGGAGUGGUUAUUAUAUCAUGUCCAAACUGGGUGACCUACUUCCUGUAAUUUGAUUGCCUAACUGUUUUGAAAUUCAAAUAGAAAUAAACCACUAAGAGAUAAAGUUGAACAAGAAAAUGAAUUAUAUGGCUGAUAGGCUGCUGUUAUCCUCACCCAAAGGUUUUAAUAUCACAUAUUUAGUACUUAUAGACUGCAAAAUACUGUAUUUUCCUUUACUGGCUUCUAUUUUAACAAUGACUAUAAUGUAAACAAAUUCAUCCAUAUGAUAUACUUUAUUCUGUCUUUAAUUAAUGACUUCAAGCUGCCUUAUUUUCUUGUUUCAGAAGAAUUGUCAAAUAUAGAUUUCAAUGUUAAAGCAGCAAAAACUGCCCAUUUCUUUGCCAUAAAACAUCUAAACAGCCAUUUAGUGCUCGCAGUGGGAGUCGAUGGGCUGUGUUGGAUAUGAAGCUCCACACAAAAAUCCACUUCUGUGAUUUAAAACGUGUGUUGUGAGAGCAGCGUUUUUGUUUGUUUUUUUUAAAUCACAGAAUUUGUGUACAUGUCCAUGUCCUACAUGCUUUUACAGUGAACGCGGAGUGUUGUACAAGUGUUGUGUGUUGUAGCUGCAGCGUUCACAUCUCGUAUGCACAGAGAAGUCAUGUCACACACUGUUACUCCGGCUGCGUCAGGCAGCUGAACACUUGAUUACUGUAGGGUGUCCUUACGCAGGGCACCGAGUGCACUAUGCUCUGCUCUCCAGACUGAAGAGACGAUCAUUUGUACCAGGUGGUGCUUAGAAUUCAAACUGGAUGAAGGAGCUGUGAUUCUCAGAUGUGAGCUCAUCUCUCUCCUAUCUCAAGUUUUUUUUUGUGUGUGUGUGUGAAAACAACCACUUUUUUUCGAAACAUGAAUUUGCAUCUAUUUUGAAUUAAUGUGUCUUUUUGAAUUAAUGUGCUGUUGCUGUCUGAAAGCAAUUUAUUUUUGGGAAUUAUAACAUGAAGAAAAUAUAGUAGUUUUUCUUCCUGUCUGCAUUUAACAAGGAUAGUAAGCAGUAUUUAAAGCAAACUUUGGGUGAAGAUACAGUACCUACAUUACUAGACUGACAUUGUGAAAUACAGUAUAUGUUUGUUUUAUAUGUCAAAUAAAUGAAUAUCAGGUCUGA
Messenger RNA from Chelmon rostratus (copperband butterflyfish), 3943 nucleotides. It is a transcript of the gene nf2a, whose product is annotated as neurofibromin 2a (merlin). Gene Ontology annotation, cellular component: adherens junction; filopodium; cytoskeleton. The coding region runs from base 585 to 2360 and encodes 591 amino acids. Gene Ontology annotation, molecular function: cell adhesion molecule binding; actin binding. The transcript is spliced from 16 exons. The record is from RefSeq and is a predicted model, not a curated record. Gene Ontology annotation, biological process: positive regulation of early endosome to late endosome transport; regulation of cell shape; positive regulation of protein localization to early endosome. Lineage: Eukaryota; Metazoa; Chordata; Actinopteri; Chaetodontiformes; Chaetodontidae.